This is a messenger RNA of Alternaria postmessia, 5007 nucleotides long. It is a transcript of the gene INO80, whose product is annotated as putative DNA helicase ino80. Gene Ontology annotation, biological process: DNA repair; DNA-templated transcription; chromatin remodeling. The coding region runs from base 1 to 5007 and encodes 1668 amino acids. Lineage: Eukaryota; Fungi; Ascomycota; Dothideomycetes; Pleosporales; Pleosporaceae. Gene Ontology annotation, cellular component: Ino80 complex; nucleus. Gene Ontology annotation, molecular function: ATP binding; ATP hydrolysis activity; ATP-dependent chromatin remodeler activity. The record is from RefSeq and is a predicted model, not a curated record. The transcript has 4 exons.
AUGUUUCGCGAUCCGGUCCUGCGGCGGACCGUCGAUGAUGGGGAGGAGCAUUCGCGAGGAGAAAGAAAGCCGCCAGGGCACCAAGGGGAACCUACGCCAGCAGCUUACCACAGAUCGCCGACACAGGCAGGCCAACCAUACCAACACCAUUCGCCAAACACACCAGCGCCCUUGCCUCUCCACCAAAACCUGCACCAUCCCCAUCCACACCCUCAUCCUCCACAACACUCUCCCAACACCACCGAGCUGCCGCCCAUCAGCACGGCCCUCUAUUCUCGCGACACGUCCAGAUACUACGACCCGACCUCUGACAAUGGAGAGCGAGGUGUAGCCAGGGACCCGGCGCGUUACGACUCCACUACCAACACCCAAUAUCCUGCACAGACUCGGUCGGCACAAUCCCCCUACGACAAGGUCUAUCAGUCACCCGUCACGACCACAUACGCUCAUCACUCGCCGCUGCAGCGCCCCCAUUCGCAACACCAGCACGUCGGCAGUAUGGAGGCCAUGUCUCACUCUCCCGUGUCGCCCUCGGUCUAUCAGUCGAUGAACCGAGGAGCCGUACAGCCGCCACCGGACUACGCGAGGAGGCCGUCCUUCAAGGAGGAGGCACCGCCGCAAACGCAAACGCGUGCCGACCCCAUGUCACUCUCGAGCAUAAUGUCCUCCGGCGCCGACAACGAACCUCCUCCCAAGGCUCAGCCACCCCUUCCCCUCGCCGCUGAUGCGUAUCAGACAUCAACACCUCUGCCAACCUCUCACUUUGUCAAGCAAGAAGCAAUGCCUUCCCCAGCGCCUGCUGAUUUACCCCAUCAGGAAAAUGGGUAUGCUCCGCGAGGAUAUGAUGCAAUGCCGCCGGUCGGUACCAUACAACCCCCGCUGCAGUCCGCAACUCGCGAAUUGCCUGCGCCAGACGAAGCCGAAAUUGAGGCAGCCCUGGCACACAUCGAGACAAAGCAGAUGAGCGACAUCGACGAAUCAGCCACCCCACGCGAUCUCGAAGACUUCAAACAGAGGAGCCAAAAGCGUCUUCUAGAAGUCGGAGCUGCGGAGGCGAAUAAGCGCAAGAAGCGACGCACUGCUUUCUUAACACGCUAUCAAGACGUGUCCGCUGCCCACCGCGAUUACGCAAAGCAUUCAUACAACGUCGAACACGAGGGCGAUGCAUGGCAACAAGUUCAGAGCCAGGAGAUCGCUGAAGAGAAGGAGCGCAAGAAGGACAUGCAGCGCAAGCGAAGGCGGGAGAAGACCAUACAGAACGAGGAAGCUAAGCGGGCAGAAGCUUUGGCAAAGGCAGGUCAGGCUGAGAACGAGGAAGAAAAGGAACGACACCUGCUGGCUGCACAGAAGGCCGAGCGCAAGGCCAAGACUACCACUCAGCUUCUGCAAGGUAAUGCCCCUAGCAAGGACAUCCGCGAGGUCACUCCACAUGGACCGAAUAUGGAGGGAGGUACUAUGAGCUCCUUCCAAGCCUCGGAUGACCUCGCAGGUGGAAAGCGCAAGGGCAACCGCGGCACCGGGCGUCUUAAGAAGAGCAAGGAGCAAAAGCAGGCCGAAAAGGAUGCUGCCGCAGCCGGUCAGGCCGCUAUCGACCGUGGAGACGAUCUUCCUGUGAUCGCGCCGCGCGAGGAAGCACGCCUUGACUCUCUACGCGGCCGUAGCUAUACAGAGGACCUUGGCCCUGUUGUCUUGACUUCCUACGACUCGUCCGUAUACCGUAACCUCUACCACCAGAUCGUCAAAGACUUGGCUCGCAAGGAUGUUCCCAAGGUUGUCCGCAUCAAGGAGAACUCGUUGUCGACAAAGCAAUCGAACCUCCGAAAGACCGCCCAACUGGCCGCGAAGGAGGCUCGCCGAUGGCAGAUGCGUACAAACAAAAACCAGAAGGACACGCAAGCUAGGGCUAAGCGAGGUAUGCGUGAGAUGCUUGCUUUCUGGAAGAGAAAUGAACGUGAUGAGCGCGAAUCUCGAAAGAAUGCCGAGCGUCAAGAGUUGGAGAAUGCGAAGAAGGCUGAAGCCGAUCGUGAAGCAAACCGACAGAAGCGGAAGCUGAACUUCCUUAUCUCACAGACUGAACUUUACUCUCAUUUCAUCGGAAAGAAGGCCAGGACAGAUGAGAUUGAGCGCUCGACCGAUGAUGCCGACGCUGCUGCAGCUGAUCCACAAGCAGCAGCCAAGCCUAGCAUCGAUGUUGGAGAGAUGUCUGCGGAAGGAGGCGCCAAGGUCACCAACUUCGAGGAUCUCGACUUCGACAACGAAGAUGAGACCGCCCUCAACGCAGCUGCCAUGGCGAAUGCCCAACAUGCUAUUCAACAAGCUCAAGACCGUGCCCGCGCCUUCAAUAAAUCUGGCGACGACGAAGAAGAUGGCGAAAUGAACUUCCAGAACCCGUCUGGUCUACAGAACAAGGAAGACUGGAUUCCCCAACCAGGUCUUCUCAAUUGUACGCUCAAGGAGUACCAAUUGAAGGGUCUGAACUGGCUCGUAAACUUGUACGAACAAGGUAUCAACGGUAUUCUUGCUGAUGAGAUGGGUCUUGGAAAGACAGUCCAAUCGAUAUCGGUCAUGGCAUAUCUUGCUGAGAGAUACAAUAUCUGGGGACCCUUCCUUGUCAUCGCGCCCGCAUCGACACUUCACAAUUGGCAACAGGAAAUCACGAGAUUUGUGCCAGAUCUGAACGUCAUCCCCUACUGGGGUACCGCGAAGGACCGGAAGAUUCUCCGUAAACUCUGGGAUAGAAAGCACGUUACAUACACCCGCGACUCUCCCUUCCACGUUGUUGUCUCCUCGUACCAGUUGGUCGUUCAGGAUGCACAAUACUUCCAGAAGAUGCGUUGGCAAUACAUGAUCCUCGACGAGGCUCAAGCCAUCAAAUCCUCGCAGAGCUCUCGAUGGAAGAGUCUACUCGGUUUCCAUUCUCGUAACAGGCUACUGCUGACGGGUACACCUAUCCAGAACAACAUGCAGGAACUUUGGGCUCUUCUUCAUUUCAUCAUGCCCAGCUUGUUCGACUCUCACGACGAAUUCAGCGAGUGGUUCUCCAAGGACAUUGAGAGUCACGCACAGAGUAACACCAAGCUCAACGAAGAUCAACUGCGGCGACUGCAUAUGAUCUUGAAGCCAUUCAUGUUGCGUCGUGUCAAGAAGCAUGUGCAGAAGGAGCUUGGAGACAAGAUCGAGCUUGACGUCUACUGCGACCUGACAUACCGACAGCGUGCUUACUACGCCAAUCUCCGUUCAAAGAUCAACAUCAUGGAUCUAGUCGAGAAGGCAGUCGGAGACGAGCAGGAUAGUGCAACCCUCAUGAACUUGGUCAUGCAGUUCAGAAAGGUCUGCAACCACCCCGAUCUGUUUGAGCGAGCCGAUACCUGGUCACCAUUCUCUUUCGCCUCUUUCGCCGAAACUGCCUCUUUCCUACGCGAAGGCCAAAAUGUCAGGAUAGGAUACUCUACACGCAACUUGAUCGAGUACCCUUUGCCACGACUUGUGGGCCGUGAGGGUGGCCGGCUAGAGCUUGCUGGACCAGACAACCAGAAGGCUGGCUUCAAGGGACGCUACCUAGACAAUCUGAUGAAUGUAUGGAGCCCUGACAACAUCGCCCUAUCUGCCAAGGAAGCUGGUGCCUUCUCGUGGCUCCGCUUUUCUGACUUGUCCGCCACUGAGGCUUCAAGAAUCGCCAAGAGCGGUCUCUUCCAGCGAGCUCUCGCUGCCGAGCAGAAGCCAAACAAGGUUGGCCGUUUUAACGUGUUCUACGACAAUGACAACGGCGAAUGGGAGCCGAAGCAUUCGAUGUUGAACAUUGUUGAUCGCCAGGAUCGCGCCCCUCUAGCUGAGAUCACAGCCGAGGGACAUAUGCAGGGUCUCUUCAACGUUGCCAGGACAGCUUUCGAGAAGACAGGCUUGAAUGUCAUUGAGCCUUGUGCCAAGCCAAAGGCAUCUGCGCCUCCAGUCGAGCUGUACUGUGCUAGCCAGGGUGUCAUCGCAGAGACCCAGAGCCUCUUCUUCAAUGCUCCUAUCCGUUCCGCACUCUUCGGUGUUUCGGAGGCGACUGAGCAAGCUCUGCUGGAAAGCAAGAAGGAGAGCUCUAGUUUGACUGUCAGUAACAGGCUACCACCGCCUACCAACGAGCGGACGCGAUUCACUCAUAUCGAAGCACCGUCCAUGUCGCGCUUCGUUACCGACUCUGGCAAGCUGGCUCAGCUAGAUGCAUUGUUGAAGGAGUUGAAGGCAAAUGAUCAUCGCGUGUUGCUGUACUUCCAGAUGACUAGGAUGAUGGAUCUGAUGGAGGAGUACUUGACGUACAGGAAUUACAAGUACUGCCGUCUUGACGGAUCCACUAAGCUGGAGGACCGCCGUGAUACGGUUGCCGACUUCCAGAGCGACCGUUCCAUCUUCGUCUUCCUCCUAUCAACCCGUGCUGGUGGUCUCGGUAUCAACCUGACAUCAGCCGACACAGUCAUCUUCUACGACUCGGAUUGGAAUCCUACCAUUGAUUCGCAAGCUAUGGACCGUGCUCAUCGUCUCGGACAAACACGACAGGUCACUGUUUACAGACUGAUCACCCGCGGGACUAUCGAAGAACGUAUCCGCAAGCGUGCCCUCCAGAAGGAAGAAGUGCAGCGCGUCGUUAUCUCUGGAGGCGGUGGUGCUGGAGUUGAUUUCAACACCCGCUCCAGGGAGAACAGGACCAAGGACAUGGCCAUGUGGCUCGUCGACGAUGACCAGGCUGCCGAGAUCGAGAAGAAGGAGGCAGAGUUGGCCGAGCAAGAGAAGAAUGCUCCGCCAGGCAAGAAGCGCAGCAAGAAGAAGCAACGGGCGGAGGCUAACCUCGAUGACAUGUACCACGAGGGCGAAGGACACUUUGACGAGAGCGCAAAGGCAAGUGGUGCCGCUACACCCAUCGCACCCACUGAAGCGCCUGCGGGCGGCAAGCGUAAGAAGGGUGGGUUGAGUAAAAAGGCGAAGACAGCUAAGCAGCGCCUUGCUGUCGCUGACGGAGAGGUAUAA